This is a messenger RNA of Batrachochytrium dendrobatidis JAM81, 405 nucleotides long. RefSeq lists its product as uncharacterized. NCBI's taxonomy places the organism in Eukaryota, Fungi, Chytridiomycota, Chytridiomycetes, Rhizophydiales. The transcript has 2 exons. The record is from RefSeq and is a predicted model, not a curated record. Bases 1 to 405 code for a protein of 134 amino acids.
AUGUCAAUUCCACCUGCCCGUCCGAGAACACCGCAAACAUGCUCUCCACUUUUGCCAUUUGCAUCUUCUGAGCCUGUUGCGCUCGCUUCGCCUGUACAUACUGCAAAUCCAAUACGACCAGCACUCGACACCUUGAGGUUAUUUGAUGACUGGGAGCUGAAUGCUUCGUGGCAGUUUCUUCUAACAGCUCGACCACCUAAGCGCCAAAUUGAUGCAACAUUGGACGAUCAACCCGAAUAUCACAGACACUGUAUAUCCGAGUUUGAUAUGGAGUCGGGAUUCAGAAGUCUUUCACCAUGGUCCACCUCUUCUACAAGCUCUGGACUGGACUCCCAAUACUCGUCUGUCUAUCGUGCACCCAAGCGGGUCAUGUCAGCCGAAUCGACAAAAGGCUCGACAUAUUGA